UUAGAAUUUGGUUGGAAGUUGGAAUCGCGGUUCCAGAGAUGGAUGAUGGGCUAAUCCCACAGUUUUCUCUUUCUCCUCCUCCUCCUUUGUUCUCUAUACACUGACAUGAACAACUUCUUCAACGCCUCGAUUCUUUCUCCUCUUCCCCUCAGCUUGUUUCCUUCUCAAGAAACCCUCACCUCCACAAACACACAUUUUCCUCGUCAGCUCAGAAGUUCCUGGAGAUGUUUUCGUUUGCGUGUUUCGUGUUCCUCCUCUCUGGCUUUUUCCUGGGAAUUCUCGCCGUCUUAGCCGCGGAAGCUGCUGGCUUUAUGUAUCUUCUUAAGCGAUUGAAUCGUAAGAGAGAUCAAAUUGAGUCAAAACCCGCUUCUUCUGAUGAUGAUCCAUCAUCUACCACCAAUCUUCCUCCUCGCCAACCCACCGAUUUCUCUAUCAACAAACAGGGAAUGGUAUAUAUUUUGGAGUUGGAUGAGGUUCUAAAGAACUGGAUGAUGAAAGAAAAGUUACCAAAAGAGAACAAGAGGAAGAGAGACUUCUUGGAAAUUCAUCCCCUUCGUAAAUUUGCUAGGAUCAAAGAUCACAAGCUCAUCUUGUCGGAGCCUGAUGGCACUCUCACCAUUGUUUCUUUAAAAGGUUGCUCUAUAGAAGCUGUUUCAGGCUCUGAUCUCCCUACUAGGAAAUGGGCCAAAAGAUAUCCUAUAAAAGUUGAAAGCAAGAUUUCUCCAGACUUGUAUAAGGGAAACCAAGUCUUUUACAUCUAUCUCGAGACUUCUUGGGAAAAGGAGUCAUGGUGUAAAGCCCUUCGUCUUGCUGCUUGCGAAAAUCAAGAAAGGUUUAUUUGGUACUCCACCAAACUGAAGGAAGAUUUCCGUAGUUAUGUGACGUCUCUUAAUGUGGCAUAUCCUUCUUUUUUGAAACCAUCGCUUGGGUUUAGCUUUGAGUCACCUGACAGAGGGAAUAGAACGGAUGGUUCUUCCUCAAAGGUUCGCUUGUUCUUGAGGAAAUUUUCUAGAAAGCGAUCACAUCGUGAAGACAGAAAAACUUAUUCACAACGUGGAAGCAGCUCAGGGAGGAGCCUUUCAGGGAAAAGAAUGGGAGAUUACAUCACAGAUGAAUCUGAUGUGCCUAUUUUUUCACGUUCUGUGAGUCAUAGCAGUCAUGUUUCUGGGGUUUCUGGGGUUUCAGAUGGAGACUCUGAGGACAAGGUUGACAUGGAUGAAGGAACAUUAGCCUGGAAUUUGCUAAUCUCUAGGCUAUUUUUCGAUCUCAAACGUAAAACAGGAGUGAAGAAUUCAGUGCAAGCACGAAUCCAGCGGGUGUUAUCCAACAUGAGGACUCCAAGCUACAUAGGUGCACUAAUCUGUUCCGAUGUUGACACUGGAAACCUCCCACCUCAUAUACAUGCCACACGGGUUCUUCCAAUGGAGAUGAGUGGUGUGUGGGCAUUCGAACUGGAUAUCGAAUACUCUGGUGAAGCGGUGAUUGACGUUGAAACACGUGUUGACAUCCGCGAGGUGGAUCUACAAAAAGGCAUAACCGACACAAGAUUGCAGACAAGUUCUGCAGGGGAAGUCCCAUCAAACUUCGCUGCAGGUGUUGAAGAUUUUGAAAAGCAAUUAGUCAUCCCUGCGGAAACUGUUAACGCUGGAGCCAAUAAAGCAGAUGAAUCCAAAGGCUCAAAAGGUACGAAGGCAGGUCCAAAUGGUGUAUCCAGAUGGAAGUCUAUUCUUAAGACAAUUGCUGAACAAGUUUCCCAGGUGCCUAUCUCUUUGUCAAUACGGGUGUCUUCUCUUCGAGGGACACUGCGGGUACACAUGAAGCCGCCUCCUUCUGAUCAAUUAUGGUUUGGAUUCACGAGCAUGCCGGAUAUAGAAUUCGAUCUCGCAUCUUCUGUUGGGGAACACAAAAUCACCAGCAGCCAUGUUGCAAUGUUCUUGAUCAACCGGUUUAAGACGGCAAUACGAGAAGCGGUGGUUCUUCCCAACUGUGAAAGCCUGACAAUUCCUUGGAUGAUUGCUGAAAAAGAUGAUUGGGUUCAACGCAAAGCCGCUCCAUUCAUGUGGCUGAAUCAAGAAACCGAUCACAAUUGCUCCCAGGCAACAGAAACGAGAUGUAAAUCUGACAAGCCACCGACUUCUUCCUCCUGUGUUCAGUCUGAGAAAAUGCAGAGAACUGCAAGCGCCACCCAGAGGCCGAUGAUUUCAGAAGCAGGAACUAUAUCAUCUUCUUCCUCCUGUGCUCAGUCUGAGCUAGUGCAGAAAGCGGCCACUGCUUUCCAGAAACCGAAUACUGAAGAAGCAGAGGCUAUUAUGUCUACACCAUCGUCAAAUUCCUCAACUGUAACUUUAGAGUGUGAUAAGACCUUGGAAGAACUGAAAACUCCACUACUGCUAUCCAGCAGCAGUGAAAAACAGGAGAUGAAUUCAAGAGGGAGCACCAGAGAGUCUUCUGCUGUUCAAUCACCAUCUAGGUCUAUAUUUUCAAGCGAAGAUGAUGAUUCAAGGGGAAAGAAAGUGGGAAGACGAGCAAGGAUGUUGGAUCUGGGGAAGAAAAUGGGGGAGAAGUUGGAAGAGAAAAGGCGUCACAUGGAGGAAAAGAGUAGACAGAUUGUUGAAAAGAUGAGAGGACCUUCUUAACAUGUGUAAAGUUUUUUGCAGGUUUCCAGAUACAAAGACUGAUUUUAUAGAAGCAGAGGAAGUUAGGAAUUGUUGUUACAUGUACAGCGCUUUGAGAGAAAAGCCAUAGAUGUCUCCAUUCUUAUCAGAUCAUUGAAAAUCUUUAUUAUU
Camelina sativa (false flax) is the source of this 2786-nucleotide messenger RNA. RefSeq lists its product as uncharacterized. Gene Ontology annotation, molecular function: lipid binding. Gene Ontology annotation, cellular component: endoplasmic reticulum. The record is from RefSeq and is a predicted model, not a curated record. Lineage: Eukaryota; Viridiplantae; Streptophyta; Magnoliopsida; Brassicales; Brassicaceae.